UACCGAGUGUGAUUUAGAGAGAGAGAGAGAGGAGAGAGAAAGAGAGAGUGAGAGAAGUGAAGAUGUCAGGUUGGGACGAGGGGGCGAUCUUCUACAGCGACCAAGCGCAGUUCCCCCGCGGCGGCGGCGGUGGCGGUGGCGGAGAUCCAGAGCAGGCGGCGAGCCGCCACACCAUCCUCCGCAAAUUCAAAGAGUUCAUACGAAGCUACGCACGCAAAGACCAUCCCAAUGUCUUCCUCUACAGAGAAAGCCUCGUUCAAAACCCUAAAUUCCUCCAAGUCGAUCUCGCUGAUCUCUGCAAAUACGACAAUCUCGACGAACUGCUUCGCAACUCCCCCGCCGAUUAUCUUCCCCUGUUUGAAACUGCGGCAGCUGAAGUUCUGGCCAGUUUGAGAUCGAAAGUUGCUGGAGAGACCGGAGAAAUGGAGGAACCAGAGACUGGGGAGGUGCAGAUUUUGCUGAAUUCUGAUGAGGAUCCGGUGUCGAUGAGAUCUCUUGGGGCGCCAUAUAUAUCGAAACUGGUUAAGAUAUCUGGGAUUACUAUUGCUGCAUCGAGGACUAAGGCAAAGGCGACUUAUGUGACUUUGUUGUGUAAGAAUUGUAAGAAUGUGAAGACUGUUCCAUGUCGUCCAGGGCUUGGCGGGGCAAUUGUGCCGCGAUCAUGUGAUCAUAUAGCUCAGCCUGGGGAAGAACCGUGUCCGAUUGAUCCCUGGAUUGUGGUUCCAGAUAAAAGCAAGUAUGUUGAUCAACAGACCCUGAAGUUGCAGGAAAAUCCUGAGGAUGUCCCUACUGGUGAGCUACCAAGGAAUAUGCUUCUUUCUGUCGAUCGUCAUCUUGUUCAAACAAUUGUACCUGGUACAAGAUUGACCAUAAUGGGGAUUUAUAGUAUCUUUCAAGCUGCUAAUUCAUCCACGUCCCACAAAGGGGCAGUUGCAAUUAGACAACCUUAUAUAAGGGUUGUAGGAAUAGAAGAAGCUAAUGAGGCUGACUCCCGGUGUCCGGCAAACUUCACAGCAGAAGAGAUAGAAGAAAUAAAAAAAUUUGCCUCAGAAGGAAAUGCAUAUCAAAACAUAUGCUCCAAGAUUGCUCCAUCUAUCCUUGGCCAUGAUGAUGUGAAGAAAGCUGUGGCUUGUCUUUUGUUUGGAGGAUCAAGGAAGACUUUACCAGAUGGUGUGAGGUUAAGAGGUGAUAUAAAUGUGUUGCUUUUGGGAGAUCCAUCUACUGCUAAAUCACAGUUUCUCAAGUUUGUGGAGAAGACAGCUCCAAUAGCUGUAUAUACUUCUGGAAAAGGCUCAUCAGCUGCUGGUCUUACUGCUUCCGUAAUUCGAGACAGCAGCUCUCGCGAAUUUUACUUGGAAGGAGGGGCUAUGGUUUUGGCAGAUGGAGGUGUUGUCUGUAUUGAUGAAUUUGACAAAAUGAGACCAGAAGACAGAGUUGCUAUUCAUGAAGCCAUGGAGCAGCAAACCAUUUCAAUUGCCAAAGCAGGAAUAACGACUGUUCUCAAUUCUAGAACAUCUGUGCUUGCAGCAGCUAAUCCUCCAUCAGGGCGUUACGAUGAUCUCAAGACUGCUCAAGACAACAUUGAUUUGCAGACUACAAUUCUUUCAAGAUUUGAUCUAAUCUUCAUUGUGAAAGAUAUUAGGAUGUACAGUCAAGACAAGAGUAUAGCUAGUCAUAUAAUCAAACUCCAUGCCUCUGCCGGUGCAACCAUGGGUGACACUAAAACGUCUAAAGAAUAUAACUGGCUGAAAAGGUAUAUACAAUACUGUCGAACUGAAUGCCACCCCCGUCUGUCAGAUUCUGCAGCCACAAUGUUGCAGGAGAGUUAUGUUAAAAUUAGACAGGACAUGAGGCGACAGUCAAAUGAAACUGGAGAGGUAGCUGCAAUACCAAUUACCGUGAGGCAGCUGGAAGCUAUAGUAAGGUUGAGUGAAGCACUUGCAAAAAUGACACUGUCCCAUGUUGCAAAUGAUAACCAUGUAAUAGAAGCUAUCAGGCUUUUCAACAAUGCCACUAUGGAUGCAGCAAGGUCAGGAAUCAAUCAGCACAUAAAUCUUACUCCUGAGAUGGCAAAUGAGAUAAAGCAAGCAGAAACCCAAAUAAAGAGAAGAAUGGGCAUUGGAAGCCACAUAUCAGAGAGACGAUUGAUUGAUGAUCUUAGCAGGAUGGGGAUGAAUGAAUCGAUUGUUAGAAGAGCUCUACUAAUCAUGCAUCAGAGAGAUGAGGUUGAAUACAAGCGAGAAAGGCGCGUUAUUGUUCGUAAAGCGUAAUGUUUUGUAUUAACCUCUAACAAUGCAAUGAUUUUAAGUUAUAGUGCCUCUACAUUGGGUGGGAAGAAGCAUCUAUUUGCAGCUUCAAUGUUUUUUGUUUCUUUUUUUAAAUGAGCACUGACUUCCAUUUGUAAUGAUAUGAAUGCCAUUCAGUGAUGCACAAGGGGCCACUUUUAGAGUAAUUUCUGGUGGACUCCAAAUUUGAAAUUAGAGAAAAAUUAAAGUUUGAGAAUUGCAUUGGUCAA
This is a messenger RNA of Camellia sinensis, 2515 nucleotides long. It is a transcript of the gene MCM5, whose product is annotated as Minichromosome maintenance (MCM2/3/5) family protein. Gene Ontology annotation, molecular function: DNA replication origin binding; 3'-5' DNA helicase activity; single-stranded DNA helicase activity. Lineage: Eukaryota; Viridiplantae; Streptophyta; Magnoliopsida; Ericales; Theaceae. Gene Ontology annotation, cellular component: MCM complex; nucleus. Gene Ontology annotation, biological process: DNA replication; double-strand break repair via break-induced replication; DNA replication initiation. The record is from RefSeq and is a predicted model, not a curated record.